AAACUCAAGUUCAAUGUCAAUUUACGUAAAAGUAAACCUGGUUUUAUUUGUGGCUUGUCUGAACGUGACCGGUUAAUGUAGACCGACAGCUACUAGAGGGCAAAACGAGAGGUGAAACCUAAACAGAUGUUUGUUUCAUGUUUUAGGCGUAAACUGGUUAAAUGUAGGCAAAACACAUUGAAGAAAAUGAGUACAAGUUAUAUUCACCACGUGGUUGACUAAAGCAGCGAAUGCCAGCAUCCAGUUAUCAAAAGCGUUAUGAACUGAAAAUUGCCUUGAAAGUUAAAAGGCAUACCCACCACAAGGCUGAUUUGGCAUGAGGAGACAGUGACUCGGCAAGGUCGGUUUGAACUCUACUAACCCUCCCGUUUCCCCCCUUUUUUCCCCUGCGUCUGACUACAAUGGGCGUUGAACGAAUUACUCGCCGCUGGCUGGAUCCGAGAGCCCGGCCUCUUUUCUCAUUGGACUGCUGAGCCAGACCAAGCCGUCAGCCCAUGUGGCGUGGCCGGACACAAUGUGAGACAUUUAAAUUCACCAGAGGGAAGAAGAGAAAACAGUCAAGUACGGAUGCCGCUUUCACCUCGUUGAUAGUCGACACAGUACCCCCUCCCACUCUGGACCGCCUAACGGAAUAAACUAGGGACCGCAUGCCCAGUCAGAAGCGCCUUUAGCAUCCCAGCCAAGCGCUUGUUGCUCGCUACUUUAGAGGAAGAAACACACGACACAGAAAUACAGCAUGGAUGACAUAGUCAUUGCAGGUAUAUCGGGCCGGUUACCUGAGUCAAACAACCUGGAGGAAUUUUGGGAGAACCUCAUCAAUGGAGUGGACAUGGUGACAGAGGACGAUCGCAGGUGGACACCAGGCCUCUACGGACUCCCAAAGAGGAACGGUAAACUGAAAGACAUCAGCCAUUUUGAUGCUGCAUUCUUUGGAGUCCAUCCUAAACAAGCAAACACCAUGGACCCUCAGCUCCGUCUCAUGCUGGAGGUCGCUUACGAGGCUAUCGUAGAUGGAGGACUGAACCCCACCACUCUGCGUGGCAGUAAGACAGGCGUCUACAUUGGAGUGAGUGGUUCAGAAGCUGGCGAGGCAUUGAGCAGAGAUCCAGAGGAGCUUCUUGGUUACAGCAUGACUGGCUGCCAGCGUGCCAUGUUGGCCAACAGACUUUCCUACUUCUUUGACUUCAACGGCCCCAGCACGGCCAUAGACACAGCCUGUUCCUCCAGCUUGCUGGCUUUAGAAAAUGCCUUCCAAGCCAUCCGCCUGGGCCACUGUGACGCUGCCUUGGUUGGAGGAGUCAACCUGCUACUCAAGCCAAACACCUCGGUGCAGUUCAUGAAAUUAGGCAUGCUAAGUCCUGACGGGACCUGCAAGUCUUUUGAUUCCUCAGGUAAUGGAUACUGUCGCUCUGAGGCAGCAGUGGCGGUGUUGCUGACCAAGCGGUCGGCAGCUAGGAGAGUUUAUGCCACUGUGUUGAAUGCGGGCAACAACACAGAUGGAUACAAAGAACAGGGAGUAACAUUUCCUUCAGGUGAGAUGCAGCGGACUCUGGUGCAUUCUCUCUAUCAAGAGGCAAAGAUCACACCCGAGCAGGUCGAGUACGUUGAAGCCCAUGGAACUGGAACAAAGGUCGGUGACCCACAGGAAGUUAAUGGUAUUGUCAGUGUGUUCUGCCAGUCAAAUCGAGAGCCACUGCUUAUUGGGUCCACAAAGUCCAACAUGGGCCAUCCAGAACCAGCAUCUGGGCUGGCUGCCAUGGCAAAGGUGUUGCUCUCUCUGGAGAAAGGAGUGUGGGCCCCAAACCUUCACUUCAACACUCCUAACACUGACAUUCCUGCCCUCACUGAUGGUCGUGUUCAAGUUGUUGACCGGCCUAUCCCUGUACGUGGUGGCAUCAUAGGCAUUAACUCCUUUGGAUUUGGGGGCUCAAAUGUCCACGUGAUCCUUCGCCCCAAUGAAAGGAGUGCUCGGACACAGGCUGACAUUACCACACCAACCAGGACGGUCCCUCGGGUGCUUCAAGUUUGUGGCCGUACAGAGGCUGCUGUGAACUCACUGCUCCAAAAGGCAAAGGAAAACAGUGUUGAUGACAGCUUUCUGUCUUUGCUCAAUGGAGUGUCUGGAAGUCCCACUGCUGCUAUGCCCUAUCGAGGCUACACACUGAUUGGCUCUCAGACUGCCACCACUGAGGUACAGCAGGUGCAGGCCACUCCCAGGCCCCUCUGGUACAUAUGCUCAGGUAUGGGGACACAGUGGGCAGGCAUGGGCCGCAGCCUCAUGCAGCUACCAGACUUCAGAAAAUCUAUAAUGCGGUCAGACAUGGCCCUGAAGGAAACUGGUCUGGUCGUGUCCCGCCUUCUCAUGGAGGCUGAUGUGGCUACAUUUGAAGACACAGUUCAUGCCUUUGUUGGUCUCGCCGCCAUACAGAUAGCUCAGAUAGACCUGCUCACUAAGUUGGGUCUACAACCUGACGGUAUUGUGGGCCACUCGGUGGGCGAGCUGGCGUGCGGCUAUGCUGACGGCUCCCUCAGCCAGGAGGAGGCCAUUCUGGCUGCAUACUGGAGAGGACGUUGCAUCAAAGAGGCUGAUCUUCCUCCUGGGGGCAUGGCAGCAGUGGGAUUGAGCUGGGAGGAGUGUAUUGCUCAGUGUCCCAAGGGUGUCGUCCCAGCCUGCCACAAUGCUGAGGACACAGUUACCAUCUCUGGUCCUCAGGAGGCUGUCAGCAAGUUUGUGUCUGAGCUCAAAGAGCAGGGAGUGUUUGCAAAAGAGGUGCGCAGUGCUGGUGUGGCUUUCCACUCUUACUACAUGGCAUCAAUCGCUCCAACCCUCUUAGCUGCCCUAAAGAAGGUCAUUAAGAAUCCAAGCCUUCGUUCAUCCCGUUGGGUGAGCACCAGCAUUCCUCAGUCGGAAUGGGAUUCUCCUCUGGCUCUGUACAGUUCGGCAGACUAUCACGUCAACAACCUCGUGAGCCCGGUUCUGUUCCAAGAGGGCCUCAGCCUGGUGCCUGACAAUGCUGUUGUGUUGGAGAUAGCACCUCACGCUCUUCUUCAGGCGAUCCUGAAGCGUAGCCUGAAGCAAACAUGUACUUCACUUGCCCUCAUGAAGAGAGGUCACCCCAAUAACCUGGAUUUCUUUCUCUCAAACAUUGGCAAACUUUACAUAAAUGGCAUCAACUUGGAUGGUAACAGUCUGUGUUCAGAAGUUGAAUACCCUGUACCAGUUGGCACCCCUAUGAUUUCCCCCAUGGUGCAGUGGGACCAUUCUCAGACCUGGGACGUCCCCAAGACCGAGGAUUUUGCCUCGGGCUCUGGAUCAAAUUCAGCCAUUGUCUACAACAUCAACAUAAAUCCGGAGUCUCCGGAUUAUUAUCUGACUGGACACUGCAUCGAUGGGCGUGUCCUUUACCCAGCGACAGGAUACUUGGUUCUGGCCUGGCGUACCUUCGUGAGAAGCCUGGGACUUGUCAUGGACACCACUCCUGUGACAUUUGAUGACGUCACCAUCCACAGGGCCACCAUUCUGCCAAAGAUUGGUCUUGUCCAGUUGGAAGUGCGUUUCAUGCCUGCCACUAACAAGUUUGAAGUUUCAGAAAAUGGAAACCUGGCUGUCAGUGGAAAAGUCAGCAUUCUGGAGGAUGCAGCCCUAGAUUCAUUCCAUAGUCAGUUGAGCCAGGAGGCUCCCAAAGACAACAAGGACUCCAAACUGAAACUUCUGGCACAUGAUAUAUACAAGGAACUGCGACUUCGCGGCUAUGAUUAUAGCAAUACCUUCCAAGGAAUCUUGGAAUCUAACAAUGCUGGUGACAAUGGGAAGUUGCAGUGGAUGGGAAACUGGGUUACCUUUCUGGAUACUAUGCUGCAGAUAAUUGUUGUUGGGCUUUCUGGCCGUAGUCUUCGGUUGCCAACCAGGAUUCGCUCAGUAUGUAUUGAUCCCACUAUUCAUCUGGAAAAGGUCUGCGAGUAUGCUGAUGGAAAACUAGCUGUGGUAGUCCACGUCAACCGCUGCCUUGACAAAAUAACUGCCGGUGGAGUACAGAUCAGUGGUCUACAUGCAACUGUGGCAGCACGUCGACAGCAGCAGCAGAACCCACCCACCCUGGAGGAGUUCCUGUUUGUUCACUAUGUGGAAACUGAGUGCCUGGCAGCCAAUGAGAAGCUUGUUGAGCAGCUGAGGCAUUGCAAAGGAUUAAUCCACAAACUGCAGCAAAAGUUGGCUCCUCAUGGUAUGAAGCUCUGCAUCCCAGGCCUACAGGGGGUGCCUGAAAGCUCAUGCCCCAGCGCCAAAUCCUCAGAGCCUGGCUUGAUGCGGUUACUCAACAUGCUCUGUGACCUGGAGCUGAAUGGGAACCUUAGUUCAGAGCUGGAGCAGACAGUGAAAAAGGAGAGAGCAUGUCUGCUACAAGACAGCCUGUUGAGGGGCCUUUUGGAUGGCCCAGCUCUCAGGCACUGUGUGGACACAGCCAUGGAAAACAGCAUCCCUGGCAAGAUCAAAGUCUUAGAAGCACUAUCCAGUGAUGGUCAGCUCUUCCCCCGUGUAAUAGAACUCCUCAAUAUCCAGCCCAUGUUGCGUGUGGACUAUGUUGCCACAGCAGCCAAUGAGGAUCUUCUGGCUCCCAACCAGACCACCCUGGAGGAGCUUGCAGUCACUACAGCUCAGUGGGACCCUCUUUUGGGCCCAGCCCCUGGAGGUGCAGUAGGAGCGGCUGAUCUGGUGGUGUGUAACCAUGCCUGGGGCCCUCUAAGGGUAGACCCUCAUUUGCUGGUGGCAAAUCUAGCUUCUGGAGCCAGACAAGGGGGAUUUGUUCUCCUCCACACAUUGCUAAAAGGGGAGACUCUUGGGGAAACAGUAAGCUUCCUCUCCAGAGUCAAUGACAACAACAGUAAGCAAGGACUGCUCACACAGGCUGAGUGGGAGAGAGUGUUUACUGAGGCUUCACUCAGCCUGGUGGCUAUCAGGAAGUCUUUUUAUGGCUCAGUGCUCUUUCUCUGUCACUGUUGGGCUCCUGCCAAACAACCAGUUGUCCUUGCUGUUGAUAGUGCUGACUACAAGUGGGUGGAAACACUCAAGGCAACACUUGCUGAGCCCUCCGAUUCUCCAGUGUGGUUGACUGCCUCCCAAGCCCACUGUGGCAUUGUGGGAAUGGUCAACUGUCUCCGGCAGGAACCAGCUGGCCUCCGAAUACGAUGUGCAUUUGUGUCAAAUCUAAACGCCUCAUCAGAAGUGCCGACGCUCCAGGUUGACGAUCCAUCCAUGCAGGUGGUGCUCAAGGGGGACCUUGUCAUGAAUGUUUUCAGAGACGGGUGCUGGGGUGUCUUCAGACACCAACAAAAAACUCUUGCUCGAAAUGAAGAAUUGACGGAGCAUGCCUAUGUCAAUGUAUUGACUCGAGGAGACCUAUCAUCACUGAGAUGGAUUGCCACGCCUCUCCACCAUUUUGAACAAAGCAAGCCCAAUGUGCAGCUGUGUCGCGUCUAUUACAGCUCACUCAACUUCAGAGAUAUAAUGCUCGCCACGGGCAAGCUGCCACCGGAUGCGAUUCCAGGAGACCUUGCACUGCAGCAGUGCAUGCUGGGUAUGGAGUUUUCUGGUCGUGAUCCUAACGGUCGACGUGUGAUGGGACUUUUGCCCGCUAAAGGCUUGGCGACAUGCGUGGAUGCUGAUAAAAGAUUCCUCUGGGAUGUCCCCUCCAGCUGGACUCUGGAGAAGGCUGCCUCAGUGCCAGUGGUCUAUGCCACAGCCUACUACUCUCUAGUGGUUCGCGGCAGGCUGCGCCCUGGAGAGAGUGUUCUCAUCCACUCAGGGUCAGGGGGUGUUGGGCAGGCCGCCAUUGCCAUUGCCCUCAGCAAGAAUUGCAAAGUCUUCACAACAGUUGGCUCAGCGGAGAAACGGGCUUAUCUGCAGCAGAGGUUCCCCCAGCUCUUGACAGAGUCCUUCGCUAAUUCCAGAGAUACGUCGUUUGAACGCCACAUCCUUCUGCACACUCAGGGCAAAGGUGUGAAUGUGGUGCUGAACUCUCUGGCUGAGGAGAAGCUUCAAGCUAGUGUUCGCUGUCUUGCGCGACAUGGACGAUUCCUGGAGAUUGGCAAAUACGACCUUUCCAACAACUCUCCUCUUGGUAUGGCUCUGUUCUUGAAGAAUGUGGCAUUCCAUGGUAUCUUGCUAGAUGCUCUCUUUGAAGAAGGCAAUCAUGAGUGGGAGGAUGUGUCGCAGUUGCUUGUGGAGGGCAUUGCAGGUGGUGUAGUCCAGCCUCUAAAGACCACAGUGUUCGAGAGGGACCAAGUAGAGGAGGCAUUUAGAUACAUGGCCCAAGGCAAACAUAUUGGCAAGGUCCUUCUGCAGGUGUGUCAUGAGGAGACAGAAACAUCAGUCCUUACUGCUUCCCCUUUAACUAUCCCAGCCCUGCGUCGGACCUACUGCCUCGCCUCACACUCUUAUGUCAUCACUGGGGGACUUGGGGGCUUUGGCCUCGAGCUGGCUCAGUGGCUGACUGAAAAAGGAGCCCGCAAACUGGUGCUAACUUCCAGAUCUGGGAUCAGGAAUGGUUACCAGGCAAAGCGCGUGAGUGAAUGGCAAAGUCAGAAUGUGGAGGUAUUGGUGUCGACCAGUGACGUCAGCACGCUUGAGGGAGCGGAAAAGCUCAUUGCUGAGGCCUGCGAUCUGGGUCCAGUGGGUGGGGUCUUCCACCUUGCCAUGGUGUUGAAAGAUGGCAUGUUGGAGAAUCUGACUCCUCAGCAGUUCCUUGAUGUUAACAAACCUAAAUACGAUGGCACCAUAAACCUAGACAAAGUCACAAGAACAUGCUGUCCAGAACUGGCUUACUUUGUUGCGUUCUCCUCGGUCAGCUGUGGCCGCGGCAAUGCUGGCCAAAGUAAUUACGGCUAUGCAAACUCAGCCAUGGAGCGUGUGUGUGAGAAACGGUGUCACGAUGGCCUUCCUGGACUCGCAGUCCAAUGGGGGGCCAUAGGGGAUGUGGGUGUGGUGCUGGAGACUAUGGGUGGCAAUGACGCUGUGAUUGGUGGCACCCUACCGCAGAGGAUCGCCUCAUGCCUGGACGUGCUCGACCACUUCCUGUGCCAGCGGAGCCCGGUGAUGUCAAGCUUUGUACUGGCGGAGCGGACCUUUGUAAAGAAUGAGGCAGGAAACAAGAAGGACUUGGUGGACGCUGUUGCUCACAUUCUGGGUGUGCGGGAUGUCAACAGCCUGAACACUGAUGCCUCAUUGGCUGACUUGGGCCUCGACUCGUUGAUGGGUGUGGAGGUUCGCCAGACUCUUGAGCGUGACUAUGACAUCGUUAUGGCAAUGAGAGAGAUUCGGCAGCUUACCAUCAACAAGCUGCGUGAACUGUCCAAUAAGAAACCAGAGGGAUCAAAUGUGAAAAAGGACGUCAUCCGCACCUUGUCAGAGUCUAAUCUAACAGAGCUACUAGUCAACCCAGACGGCCCCACGCUGACGUCACUCAACGAUGUGCAGAGCCAGGAGAGUCCGCUGUUCCUCGUCCAUCCAAUUGAGGGCUCGAUUGCUGCUUUCAAGACACUUGCCUCCAAGCUUAGUGUGCCUUGCUAUGGCUUACAGUGCACCAAAGCGGCUCCUCUGGACAGCAUCCAAUCUCUGGCCGCGUACUAUGUUGAUUGCAUUAGACAUGUUCAGCCAGAUGGGUUGUACCGAAUCGCCGGCUACUCGUUUGGCGCCUGCGUGGCGUUUGAAAUGUGCACACAGCUGCAGAACCAGAAACAGCCCGUGGAGAAUCUUUUCUUGUUUGAUGGGUCACACUCGUAUGUGGCAGCCUAUACACAGAGCUACAGGGCCAAGCUGACACCAGACAAAGAAUCUGAGGCUGAAACUGAAGCCUUGUGCGCCUUCAUCCAGCAGUUCACGGACACAGAGUACAGCAAGCUUCUGGACACUCUUCUCCCGCUACCGGACUUGGAGGCUCGCGUAAGCGCAGCCGUGGAUCUCAUCACAUCAAUCCACAAGAAUAUCAGCCGGGAAUUGCUGAACUUCGCGGCCACCACCUUUUACAGCAAGUUGAAGGCAGCCGACAGUUACGUCCCCGCUACCAAAUACAACGGCAACGUGUUGCUACUGCGCGCCAAAACUAGCAGCGAAUACGGACAAACACUGGGAGCCGACUACAAGCUCAGCGAGGUAUGUGACGGCAAGGUGUCAGUCCACGUCAUUGAGGGUGACCACCACACGUGUUUGGAAGGAGAGGGAGUGGACUCUAUCAGCAGCAUCAUUCACAGCUCACUGGCUGAGCCAAGAGUCACGGCAAGGGAGGGUUAAAACAGAUUCCACAUGCGUAUUGCAGUUCCACAACAUUCCUCACCCAUAUAUUUGUCAGGAUAUGUAUGUUUAGCUUUGUUUUAUGUAGGGAGUACCCUAAGUAAGUCUUGCACACUGCACGUUUACAUUUUGUCCCAUUUGUCUAUUGACCAUCGUCUAAAAUGUUCCUCAUCUAAUAUCUUUAACAUGUCAUUCAAUUGAAAGAAAUUCAGUCCCUCUUCGAACUUUAUGAAACUGCUGUCGUAACCUGUUGGGGAAAAGAUGGGUGCUGUGAACAGAUGAACCGAAAUGUCCUUGAUUUCAUUUUAAGGAAUUUCUACAGUGGACGUUAACUAUACAAAUGUCAGAUAAGUCAUCAUUUUAAAUGUAUUUUUUAGGUAACAUUUUUAUCCACUUAUUUUCCACAUAAUACAGGGUAUUAUGGCGCUAAUCACAUACAUUAACAGAAUUGCAUAAAAAGCCGCACUAAACUGUUUGCUCCAUUUGUCAGUAUUCUCAUAAAUGUGGGCAUUUUUUUUUUUUUUGUCAAAUCUGUAUUCUCAUCCAAGAUGGUGUUGAAUUUGACAAUAAGGUAAUUUGUUACAGAGCUCACCCCAAAUCAUAAUGAAGUAAGACCACAAGUUGUUGGAAAACAGAUGUGAUCUUAAGAGGUGAAAAGGGGUCAGUUCAGCCAACUUUUUAUUUCUGGCACACACACAAAUAAUCUGAAUAAUGCAGGACAGGAGGACCUUUGUGGUAGUGUUACUGUUAAAGGGGAAAAAUAAUUAUGAUCUUAGAGUUGUUCUGUAUAUCCCUCUUAUAAGUAGGUAUUUAAGUUCUGUAUGAUGAUAACACCUGUUUUAUGUUGAUGUUAAUGGCCCCUGAUGAGUUUGAGGGGGUCCACUGUGUAGUGGGAGCUCUGCUGUCUGUGUUGUCUUACUUUUAACCAUAUCAGGUUCAUUACCUCCAGCAGGCAGUUUGGUCCCCCGCAAGCAACAGCUAACAUUAUCUCUGAGACCUGUGAUCUGGUCAGUGAAGGGUUGGGUAUCAAAAGAUGGAGAAACAUGCAUUUAUAGUACAAUGUCUUGAGAUGUAUUGUUGCAGCUAAUAAAAGCCUCUCACUGAA
Messenger RNA from Phyllopteryx taeniolatus (common seadragon), 9389 nucleotides. RefSeq names its product fatty acid synthase (gene fasn). Gene Ontology annotation, biological process: fatty acid biosynthetic process. NCBI's taxonomy places the organism in Eukaryota, Metazoa, Chordata, Actinopteri, Syngnathiformes, Syngnathidae. Gene Ontology annotation, molecular function: fatty acid synthase activity; oxidoreductase activity; phosphopantetheine binding. Bases 737 to 8284 code for a protein of 2515 amino acids. Gene Ontology annotation, cellular component: cytoplasm. The transcript is spliced from 42 exons. The record is from RefSeq and is a predicted model, not a curated record.